This is a messenger RNA of Chionomys nivalis (European snow vole), 2108 nucleotides long. It is a transcript of the gene Kctd12, whose product is annotated as potassium channel tetramerization domain containing 12. Gene Ontology annotation, biological process: protein homooligomerization; regulation of G protein-coupled receptor signaling pathway. The record is from RefSeq and is a predicted model, not a curated record. Gene Ontology annotation, cellular component: presynaptic membrane; postsynaptic membrane. The transcript has a single exon. Lineage: Eukaryota; Metazoa; Chordata; Mammalia; Rodentia; Cricetidae. Bases 229 to 1212 code for a protein of 327 amino acids. Gene Ontology annotation, molecular function: protein binding.
GCGCGGCGGCGCCCGAGCGGGUGGCUCUACUUAAGCGGCGCGCGGGCCGCGACCCGCCACUCGCCUGGAGCACCGGGGCUCUCGUGGGCGCACAGCUGCGCGCUCGCACAGCGCGGCUCUUGCUGGCUGCGGCCGCCUGAGUGCAGGGCUCCCGGGAUAAAAGCGGCUGCUGCUCCCGAUCGCGACCCCGCUCCCUGUCACUGGUCCAUCCUGGCCACUUCUUUGGCCAUGGCUCUGGCGGACAGCACCCGAGGAUUACCCAACGGGGGUGGAGGCGGGGGUGGCAGCGGCUCGUCGUCCUCCUCGGCAGAGCCGACGCUCUUCCCGGACAUUGUGGAGCUGAACGUGGGGGGCCAGGUGUAUGUGACCCGGCGCUGCACCGUGGUCUCGGUCCCCGACUCGCUCCUCUGGCGUAUGUUCACGCAGCAGCAGCCGCAGGAGCUGGCCCGGGACAGCAAAGGCCGCUUCUUUCUGGAUCGGGACGGCUUCCUCUUCCGCUACAUCCUGGAUUACCUGCGGGACUUGCAGCUCGUGCUGCCCGACUACUUCCCCGAGCGCAGCCGGCUGCAGCGCGAGGCCGAGUACUUCGAGCUGCCGGAGCUCGUGCGUCGCCUCGGGGCGCCCCAGCAGCCGGGUCCCGGGCCACCGCCACCGCACUCUCGCCGCGGGGUUCUCAAGGAUGGCUCGCUGGGCGACGAGCUGCAGCCGCUGGGCUACUCGGAGACCGAGCCGCACGAGGGCGCCUCGGCCGGGGCUCCGUCGCCCACGCUGGAGCUGGCUAGCCGCAGCCCGUCCGGGGGCGCGGCGGGCCCCCUGCUCACGCCGUCCCAGUCUUUGGACGGCAGCCGGCGCUCCGGCUACAUCACCAUCGGUUACCGCGGCUCCUACACCAUCGGGCGCGACGCCCAGGCGGACGCCAAGUUCCGGCGGGUAGCGCGCAUCACGGUGUGCGGCAAGACGUCGCUGGCCAAGGAGGUGUUUGGGGACACCCUGAAUGAAAGCCGGGACCCGGACCGGCCUCCGGAGCGCUACACCUCGCGCUAUUACCUCAAGUUCAACUUUCUAGAGCAGGCCUUCGAUAAGCUGUCCGAGGCGGGCUUCCACAUGGUGGCGUGCAGCUCCACUGGCACCUGCGCCUUUGCUAGCAGCACCGACCAGAGCGAGGACAAGAUCUGGACCAGCUACACCGAGUAUGUCUUCUGCAGGGAGUGAGCUCCCCAGACCCCUUGCCACUCCUGCGCCCGCUCCCUUCCUCCACAGGGGACCACAGGGUUACAUAUGCCCUAGCCCCCUUCCCCUCAUUUCUUUCCCACCCCCGCCCCGAGUAGCUCACCCAGACCGGUCAACUCCCCGCUUGAGAAUCUGCAGUCACAAAUCCUCUGGCCUUCUUCGUCUUCUUUGGACCCCGCUGACCAAGAGUGCUCCAUUUACCUAUGAGUCCUCUACUCCUGGCCUCCAACCACCCUUCCCCCAGAUUGUAUUUGAGUCGAGAUCUAGUGGGGGGCGAUGCGGGCGCAAAGUCACCAAGUACCUGGAAAGGACUGAAUUGUUCAGAACUGGAUUGGACAGUGUCCAGCGUACAGUGCGGAAGAGGCUUUGAAAUCUCGAAUCCUUUGACUCGAUAGAGGUUUCAGAGCUCAGAACUGAGAGCGCUGUGUAGAGAUAGUGUUCAAAAGGUUAUUACAGACUUGAUCCUCAUUAGGAAGAUAAAGUUUUAGAUGAUUGAGUGGAAGACUGUACUAGAAUUAAGACCCCAUGGAGGCAGUUCAGAGAUUGUAAAUAAAGUAAUUUUUUUUUUUAAAGUUACAGGUAGAAAGAAGUAAAUCCUAGUGCUGUUAACUGGAGAGGAUCCUAUUUCCCCCCAACAAUAGUUCUCCUGUGGCUUAAAAUUGUAGAAAGCGAUCUUCCUGCCUGCGGAGGCGCCCUUUCUCGUCAGCUGUUUGCUGGAGCUUUAAGUUUUAUUGGUUAAGGCUGCACUUGUUGGCAAGGAGCAGGGAGCAGGAGGCAAGGCUGCCCAGGCCCCCAGCGCUGCAGGAAGUCACCUGGCAGUAUUAGCACAGAGCCCUUAGGUCUAGGACUAGUGGGAGGGUUGGGAGAGGGAGGAUGGA